Messenger RNA from Helianthus annuus (common sunflower), 1631 nucleotides. Its product is annotated as auxin-responsive protein IAA8. NCBI's taxonomy places the organism in Eukaryota, Viridiplantae, Streptophyta, Magnoliopsida, Asterales, Asteraceae. The transcript is spliced from 6 exons. The record is from RefSeq and is a predicted model, not a curated record. Gene Ontology annotation, cellular component: nucleus. Gene Ontology annotation, molecular function: protein binding. Bases 203 to 1234 code for a protein of 343 amino acids. Gene Ontology annotation, biological process: regulation of DNA-templated transcription.
UAAAAUAAUAAUCAUGAUGAACAAUAAUAUGAAAACCCAUAUAUUCAGGGCACACAGAGCAGAGUAACCCUUUUUUUUGUGUUCUUUCUGCUUGCUCUCUCUCUCUCUCUAUACAUCUUCACCUUCAUCUUCUCAACCAGCCGAUUGAUUUUCAGGGAUUCGUUCAAGCAGAUUAACUAGCAAAUCCGAACAUUAAGUAUUGAUGUCUUCACCGUUGUUAGGUAUCGAAGGGGGCGGGCAAGCGAAUGCCUCUAUGGAAUCCGGUUUCCCGAAAAACCCUACAUUUACCGAAAGAAACUAUUUGGGAUUAUCCGACUGUUCUUCAGUGGACAGCUCUAACGUCCCGAGCCCUUGUUUAAACCUCAAGGCUACAGAACUAAGGCUUGGGCUUCCCGGAUCUCAAUCACCCGAUCGAGACCCCGAAAGCAGUUUAACAAGCUCUGAAAAGCUCGAUGAGAAACCUUUGUUCCCUUUGCUUCCUUCCAUUGACGGGAUCUGCUCGUCUUCAACAAAAACGGUCGUUUCCGGACACAAAAGGAUAUUCACUGAUGCUAUGGACAGUUGUUCUGAGAUAAAGGGAUUAUCUGACGGAAGUUGGUUGUCUGCUGCUUCGGGUUCCGAUUCAGAUCCUUCGAAGUCGGUUAUUCAAGGGAAGUUUUCUACUAAUUCAAAUGUAAAAGGAAAUGUAUCAUCGGGCGAUCAAGUUGCUAAAGGGGUAACAACGAAUCUUAACAAAGUAAACGCGUCUAAUCCUCCUGCAGCCAAAGCGCAAGUGGUUGGUUGGCCUCCGGUUAGAUCAUUUCGCAAGAACAUAUUGGCUACAAGUUCAAAAAACAACGAUGAAGUAGAUAAAAAGCCUUGCUCGGCUGCUUUAUUUGUUAAAGUUAGCAUGGACGGUGCUCCGUAUUUAAGGAAAGUCGAUCUGAGAGGCUACUCUUCGUAUCAACAACUCUCUUCUGCCCUUGAGAAAAUGUUUACAUGUUUCACCAUUGGUCAAUGUGGGUCACAGGGGGGCCCGGGAAAGGGGAAUCUUAGUGAAAGCAAAUUAAGGGAUCUUUUGCAUGGAUCGGGAUAUGUUCUUACGUAUGAGGAUAAGGAUGGCGAUUGGAUGCUUGUUGGCGAUGUUCCUUGGGAUAUGUUUAUCGGCUCGUGCAAGAGGCUGAAGAUCAUGAAGGGUUCUGAUGCUAUCGGCUUAGCUCCUGGAGCUACAGAAAAGUCAAAGAACAGAAGCUAGAUUUUGCAACUGAUGGGUUGGAAAGCUAGAGUGGUUUCUGUGUGGGUGGAAGAGGUGGGCCUGGGAUUGGGCUUGGGCUUUGGUGGGCUUUCCUUUCUGUUUUCUGGUUGCAUCUGCUUAAUGGGAAAACUGAUUUGCUAUGGAAACAGUUGCUUAAUUACUUCCCUAUCAAUUAUGAUUCUUAUGAUUAAUAUAAUAUUUUCAUUCUAGGAAAAUAUUUGAUAUUCAAUUAGUACUUUUAUUCUGCAUUAUGAAUGUGUGUGAUUUCAUAACAUGUUGAAAAAACACUCCUUAGAUUUGUACUUGUAGUUGCUUUGUGUCAAAAAAUGUAUUUUUAUUCUGGUUUUAUAUCUUGUAAUUUGAACUCUUUCGUUCAAAGAAAGAAAAUUAUCUCGCU